GCGGCAGCUGCCCACCGGCCCCAGCCCUGGCCCCGGCGCCGCUGCGGAGAACGCCCGGCCUCGACCCCGGCCCCAGCGGUAGAGGCGGUGGCGGCCGCUCCCGGCCGGCCCGAGGGACAGAGCCAGGCUCCGAGAGCCCGCGACACGCGUCCUGAGAGCUCCUGCUCUUCAGCCCGCCACGGCCGCGGCCUCGGCCUCCGCCCCCGACUCCCGAGCUCCUGCCCUAGGACCGGCUGGGCUCCCGCCCGCGUGGGACAGACAGACGGACAGCCAGCCCUGCGAGGGCGCGCGGACCGGGCGGAGGUGUUGUAGGAGGAGACGGAGGAGGGGGGCUGGGCUGGGGCUGGGGCCGCGCCGGCAAGAGAGACAUGCGAUUGGUGACCAAGCCGAGCGGACGGACAGCGCGCCCGAGAUGCAGGUGAGCGAGAGGAUGCUGGCAGGGGGUAUGAGAAGCAUGCCCAGCCCCCUCCUGGCCUGCUGGCAGCCCAUCCUCCUGCUGGUACUGGGCUCUGUGCUGUCAGGCUCUGCCACGGGCUGCCCGCCCCGCUGCGAGUGCUCAGCGCAGGACCGAGCCGUGCUCUGCCACCGCAAGCGCUUUGUGGCGGUGCCCGAGGGCAUCCCCACCGAGACUCGCCUGCUGGACCUGGGCAAAAACCGCAUCAAGACACUCAACCAGGACGAGUUUGCCAGCUUCCCGCACCUGGAGGAGCUAGAACUCAAUGAGAACAUCGUGAGCGCCGUGGAGCCGGGCGCCUUCAACAACCUCUUCAACCUGCGGACGCUGGGGCUGCGCAGCAACCGCCUGAAGCUCAUCCCGCUGGGCGUCUUCACCGGCCUCAGCAACUUGACCAAGCUGGACAUCAGUGAGAACAAGAUCGUCAUCCUGCUAGACUACAUGUUCCAAGACCUAUACAACCUCAAGUCGCUGGAGGUCGGCGACAAUGACCUCGUCUACAUCUCCCACCGAGCCUUCAGCGGCCUCAACAGCCUGGAACAGCUGACGCUGGAGAAAUGCAAUCUGACCUCCAUCCCCACCGAGGCACUCUCCCACCUGCAUGGCCUCAUCGUCCUGCGGCUACGACAUCUCAACAUCAAUGCCAUCAGGGACUACUCCUUCAAGAGGCUGUACCGACUCAAGGUCUUAGAGAUCCACUGGCCCUACCUGGACACCAUGACCCCCAACUGCCUCUACGGCCUCAACCUGACAUCCCUGUCCAUCACGCACUGCAACCUGACAGCCGUGCCCUAUCUGGCAGUGCGCCACCUGGUCUAUCUCCGGUUCCUCAAUCUUUCCUACAACCCCAUCGGUACAAUCGAGGGCUCCAUGCUGCAUGAGCUGCUGCGGUUGCAGGAGAUCCAGUUGGUGGGCGGGCAGCUGGCCGUGGUGGAGCCCUAUGCCUUUCGUGGGCUCAACUACCUGCGCGUGCUCAAUGUCUCUGGCAACCAGCUGACCACCCUGGAGGAGUCAGUCUUCCACUCGGUGGGCAACCUGGAGACGCUCAUCCUGGACUCCAACCCGCUAGCCUGUGACUGCCGCCUGCUGUGGGUGUUCCGGCGCCGCUGGCGGCUCAACUUCAACAGGCAGCAGCCUACCUGCGCCACACCUGAGUUCGUCCAGGGCAAGGAGUUCAAGGACUUCCCGGAUGUGCUCCUACCCAACUACUUCACCUGCCGCCGGGCCCACAUCCGGGACCGCAAGGCACAACAGGUGUUUGUGGAUGAGGGCCACACGGUGCAGUUUGUGUGCCGGGCAGAUGGCGACCCUCCACCAGCUAUCCUUUGGCUCUCACCCCGCAAGCACUUGGUCUCGGCCAAGAGCAACGGGCGGCUCACAGUCUUCCCUGAUGGCACGCUGGAGGUGCGCUACGCCCAGGUACAGGACAACGGCACGUACCUGUGCAUCGCAGCCAACGCUGGCGGCAACGACUCCAUGCCCGCCCACUUGCAUGUGCGCAGCUACUCGCCUGACUGGCCCCAUCAACCCAACAAGACCUUCGCCUUCAUCUCCAACCAGCCAGGCGAGGGAGAGGCCAACAGCACCCGCGCCACUGUGCCUUUCCCCUUCGACAUCAAGACACUCAUCAUCGCCACCACCAUGGGCUUCAUCUCCUUCCUGGGCGUUGUCCUUUUCUGCCUGGUGCUGCUGUUUCUAUGGAGCCGGGGCAAAGGGAACACAAAGCACAACAUCGAAAUUGAGUAUGUGCCCCGGAAAUCGGACGCAGGCAUCAGUUCAGCUGACGCACCCCGCAAGUUCAACAUGAAGAUGAUAUGAGGACGGGGCAGGGUGGGGGCGCAGGGACCCCCCCCCCCCACCUCUGGGGGAGCACUGGGCAGGGAAGGUGCCUGGCUGCUGCUCACUCACUCCCAGGCCUCCCCACCUCCUCCCUGCCCUCCUCACACACUCUCCCCCUCCUCCCCACGCGCCCCUGCUGCCCCGCCAGCCUGGCCCUCACCACCUGCCCUCCUUCUACCAGGAUUUCAGAAGGCCAGGCCUGAGGACCCCACCUGCACAGGGGCCAGAGUUGACAGACGAAUCCAAAGCCAACGAACCGACACGCGGCAGAGUCAAUAAUUCAAUUUAAAAAAAAAAAAGUUACAAACUUCCUCUGUAACUUGGGUUUCAAUAAUU
Messenger RNA from Apodemus sylvaticus (European woodmouse), 2629 nucleotides. RefSeq names its product leucine rich repeat and Ig domain containing 1 (gene Lingo1). Gene Ontology annotation, cellular component: plasma membrane. Lineage: Eukaryota; Metazoa; Chordata; Mammalia; Rodentia; Muridae. Gene Ontology annotation, molecular function: protein binding. The record is from RefSeq and is a predicted model, not a curated record.